This is a messenger RNA of Actinia tenebrosa (Australian red waratah sea anemone), 1887 nucleotides long. RefSeq lists its product as uncharacterized. NCBI's taxonomy places the organism in Eukaryota, Metazoa, Cnidaria, Anthozoa, Actiniaria, Actiniidae. Gene Ontology annotation, molecular function: metalloexopeptidase activity. Gene Ontology annotation, biological process: proteolysis. The record is from RefSeq and is a predicted model, not a curated record.
UGGAUGGAGAAUAAAUUCUCGUGCGAUGUGAUUGGUCUGGCGCAUCCCUUGCUGUGUCACGACCGUGUUCGUGCCGUGAACUUUUCACAGUCAUGCGAAAACCGCACUACUUCCUCUUUGAACUAACCAAUUAGUGGAGGGGACGUAAAUCAAACAUAAAUGUAUUUGUGAGUGACGGCAUGGGCUGAAUAUACAUUCACGAAUGAUUGACUUUCUUCUGAAAACAUCCCUAAAAUGUUAAUUAAAAGUCGUUGGUAGUCGAGCUUUGUCGUCUUACGGUGGUCGCUGUAUAAGAUACGGUCGCAAAAAAAACUCUUAAAGAUGUUACAACAUUUGGUUAUUAUAGUUUAUGGUCUGCACUGUUUCCAGGCUUGUUUUGCCAUCAGCCAAGAUGAAAGUGCCCGUUCAUAUCUUGAACACUUCAACACCACACGUAACAAUCACGUGACUCCAGUACUAAAAACUGCAGCACGUGACUUCAUCGUGAAGACCUUCCAGGACUUUGGACUGGACACGUGGACAGAGGAAUUUGCGUCUAACCAGAAAAACUUUCCAGGAAUCAAUAUAAUCGGCCGUGUCAAUGGAAGGUACACUGGGACGAGUAAGGACAAGAUUCUUAUCAUCGCUGCUCACUACGAUACGGUGAAAGUAACAAAUGGAGUUGAUGACAAUGGUUCUGGUAUGACGGCUUUGCUCCAGGCUCUAAGACAAUACAAGAGCUCAAAUUAUAUGAAGUGUUCUCAAAACUACACUUUGCUUUUCGUGGCUUUUGAUCUCGAGGAAGUUCAACAGUCUUGUCAAACUGCACCGUGUUCCUGUUCAGCAGGAUUGUGUGGAAGUAGAUACUUUGUUCAAAAUCUUACCAGAUACGUUGAGGAGAACAAGUGCACUGUACAAGGUGCAUACGUAAUGGACGUAACAAUGAACUAUAACACAUCGAACGGUUCACAGUCCCUUCCUCCUGGUACCAACAUAUACUUCCCAGCUCAAUACAAAUGGAUAGAACAAAAUCAAUUUCGAGGAGAUUGGUUGGCUGUCAUAGGAAGAAAAGACGAUGAUUCUGUGCUGAGCAACAAGUUUGUGUCAAACUUUAAACAAGGAGCUUUCAAAGCCUUGCCGAUUCCAUUGCCGUUUAGUGGAAGACCAAAGGACGUAGAUCCUACGCAACGAGGAGCACUAUCGGACUUUCUUCGGAGCGACCACGCAAGAUUCUGGGACAGCAAUAACUCUUGGCCAGCGGUAUUCCUGACAGACACGGCAGACUUUCGUGGUUACAUGAAGACUUGUUACCAUCARCAAUGUGACAACAUGGAUCGAGUUAAGCCAGAGAUGAUUACAUUCAUGGGAAGAACCGCUGAUGCAUUAGUAGCGGCGGCUCAAUCGCUGACAGAACAAGUUUGUCCUUCCAGAGAAAACUGCAAGAACGUAACCAUCAAAAGCGACAAUUCAACAAUUUCCUCCCCGUCCUACCCUUCUGAGUACCCAAAUGGCAUCGAAUGUAGCUGGCUCAAAGAAAUCAGUAGUUCAAGUGACAACCAAUCGUUGCAGUUUGAGGAUUUCAAUCUUGAAGGAAGCCCAAGUUGCUCUAACGACUUCUUGGAGGUGUCAGCAGGAAAUACCAUUGACAACAUGCGUGUUAUUGAUAAAUAUUGUGGCUCGACCCAACCCAGUACCAUCCGCGUGCCUCAUAAGAUAGUCAAGGUUCGCUUUGUUACUGAUGCCCUGGUUUCAAAGAAAGGAUUCAGGAUCACCUGGACAACGCCACCCAAAAAGACAACGCCAACAAAGCAAACAACGCCAAAAAAGCAAACAACGCCAACAAACAAACCAAAUUCGAGUGGCACGGCAGGAAAAGGUAACAGUAGUCACGUGAUCACAAGUAAAUAG